AUGGGUUAUGCCUCUUACAGGGUAUAUAGGAGAUGUGGUGGAUUCACAAACGAAGCUGUGUACCCUUUGGCCUUGUAUGGAAGUCAGCUAGUACUGAAUUGGGCUUGGGCACCAAUCUUCUAUUUAUGUCAUAACAUAGGAUUAUCCGUAUGGCAUUUGGUGGCGAUCGACAUAGCAGCCGUAGCCUGCACAACCAGCUUUUAUCAGACAACGCCAAUAGCAGGACACCUUAUGCUGCCAUACCUUGGGUGGUUGGCCUUCGCAACCUGCUUGAACUAUACGAUAUGGAAACUAAACCCAUAA
Molecule: messenger RNA, 303 nt
Organism: Arctia plantaginis
Lineage: Eukaryota; Metazoa; Arthropoda; Insecta; Lepidoptera; Erebidae
Source: the annotation of a GenBank genome assembly